AUGACCAAUGGAGGGGAAGAUCCUUGGCAAACAGCCUCCUUGAUUAAACCCACUAAAGCUAACAGCAAGGUUAUUACCUACUUAAUCGAUUGUGAUGAUUGCGCUCAUUGUGUAGAUUUGAAUGCUCCCAGUGAUGAUGAUCCAGUUAUUCUUACAUAAACUAGAUAGGCUAUCGAGAAUACAUUUAAAUAGUGGCAUGAUUAAUUUUGGAGUGAAACUCUUGUUGAGUGA
Molecule: messenger RNA, 231 nt
Organism: Paramecium octaurelia
Lineage: Eukaryota; Ciliophora; Oligohymenophorea; Peniculida; Parameciidae
Source: the annotation of a GenBank genome assembly